AUUCCCCGGGACCGCUCCCCCGGGGCCGCUCCGGCAGCGCUGCUCUCGCCUGCAGGAGAAGAGGAUCGCCCGCUAUCCCUACCAGUGGGCGCUGAUGGAGAGAGACAGGCGGGGGGCGGGGGGGGACAAACACUUUUUUUUUCAGGGUCUGGAGAACCUAGACUAA
Messenger RNA from Nestor notabilis (Kea), 166 nucleotides. It is a transcript of the gene NDUFA1, whose product is annotated as NADH dehydrogenase (ubiquinone) 1 alpha subcomplex, 1, 7.5kDa. Lineage: Eukaryota; Metazoa; Chordata; Aves; Psittaciformes; Psittacidae. The annotation marks the transcript as partial. The record is from RefSeq and is a predicted model, not a curated record. The transcript has 2 exons.